AUGCCCAUCUCCAUAUCCAUCUCAGCUCCUAUCCCUCUCAAGGGCAAGAACCGACCUCAUAGUCUCAUACGAGAACCUACCUUCUAUCAAGAAGCUUAUGUAGCUUCUUUCCCCUACAUUCAAGCUAUCGGCAAUCAACUUGUACGAGAGUGUGGCUUUAGAUUGGUCCAACAAGGUGAUGUGGCGAGAUACAGCCCUUUUCUCAUUGACGAUAACGAUGAUUUACUCCUCCUCAAUCUCAUUUCAACUUCUUCUCCUGUACACAUCAUUCAAUUACCUGAAUUAUUCACUUCGUUGAUCUCGACUCCCGAAACCCACAUACGACUUUCGACAUUCUCAACGGUAUUAACUUCUUGCUACAUCCACAUCACAGAAUCGACACAUUCUAUCGGUCCAUUAAGUGAUUUGAUCUCUUUUUUACAAUGUUUACUUCCUUCUUCAAACGCUUUAUCAUUAUCUCCCACUUCACCCACAUCCAAGUCCAACUCAUUCGAUAAGUCGUUCGACAAUAUCAAGAAGUCUCAUACAACUGUGGUGAAGCGAGCUGAUCAAGUUCUGAAUGAAGGUGAAGAUGAAGACGAGAAGGAGAAGGAAAAAUUGCAUAAGGUCGAUUCAUGGGACAAACGGUUCAAGUCGUCGUUCCUGAUAGGAUCCCAACUCCUUCCCCCAAAUGGCUCGACGCCAAUGAAGAUAUGUUAA
Kwoniella shivajii is the source of this 699-nucleotide messenger RNA. RefSeq lists its product as uncharacterized. NCBI's taxonomy places the organism in Eukaryota, Fungi, Basidiomycota, Tremellomycetes, Tremellales, Cryptococcaceae. The transcript is spliced from 2 exons. The coding region runs from base 1 to 699 and encodes 232 amino acids. The record is from RefSeq and is a predicted model, not a curated record.